This is a messenger RNA of Amphimedon queenslandica, 2218 nucleotides long. Its product is annotated as ankyrin-3-like. Gene Ontology annotation, cellular component: BRCA1-A complex; BRCA1-BARD1 complex. Lineage: Eukaryota; Metazoa; Porifera; Demospongiae; Haplosclerida; Niphatidae. The coding region runs from base 116 to 2131 and encodes 671 amino acids. The transcript has a single exon. Gene Ontology annotation, biological process: protein K6-linked ubiquitination. Gene Ontology annotation, molecular function: ubiquitin-protein transferase activity; protein binding. The record is from RefSeq and is a predicted model, not a curated record.
AGUCACUCUAAUAUUGUCGGACUAUAUCAGCAGAUUAAGAGAAAGACACAGGGCUACUGAAGAGGCUAUAGACAAGAGAUUGUCAGGGAAUAGUUGAGAAGCGUUAGAAACUACAAUGGCAUCUAAAUUCUAUGCUGAAGUAUCUACUACACUUGAGUAUGAGCUGACUGAUGAAGAGCAUGAUGAAAUGUCCUCUUACAUAGAGAAAGGCUUUCGUGACUCAUUAAGAAAGUUUCUGGAGGGAAUAGCGACAAAGAAAGUAGCCACCAAUGGAGAGAAGGUCAUUCUGAGUCCAAAGACUCUCAAUCCUGACCCUAGCAGUCAACGUAGGGCUCCACUGGCAAUGGCAGCAAUGGAAGGAAGGAUUGGAAUACUACAACUGUUCCUUGAUGUAUUCAAGGAGAUUAUUGAAAUCGAUCACGGGAGCUUCAUGACUUACCCUGACCUCGAUCACUUUGGCCACAAGCAAGUUCUUGGCUUCAAGACAAGGAGUCUCACAGCCCUCAAUGCUGCUUGCGUGGGCGGCUUUACAGAAAUGGCAAGGGUCCUACUAGAAAUGGGAGCUGAUCCUAACAUAGGGGAUUACUUUGGGUACACUCCGUUGUGCAACGCAGCCCGAUAUGGCCGUGCAGAAACAGUUGAGCUACUACUAAGGCAAGGAGUGGAUCCAGGAGUGAAGACUCAUGCUGGACACACUGCCAUUCAUUUAGCAGCACUGCACGGACAGGCUGAGGUUGUAAAAGUAAUGAUUUCUAAAAAUGCUGAUCUUUUAUUCCCAAAGAGUAGUAGUCCUUCUGAGUCCUCUGUCCCUUGCCCUCUCUUCCUAGCUGCUGCUAACGGCUGGCAACCUGUUGUAGACCUCUUUGUAUCUCAUGCUGCUUGCCCCAGAUUCUGUAAGAUAGAUGCCAAGCUUCUCCUUGGGGCAGCCUCAAGAAUGUUUUGGACGAAAAUCAAAGAAGACAGCAUGAAAGGAGUGAUAGAUCUCUGGAUAGAAGCAAGGGUCAUUAAAGAUGGCAGGAAGGAAGAGAACGAGAGCUCGUUGGUUUACAAAGGAAGGCAAGAGCUAACAACUGAGGCUGAUCUAAAGAGUUUGCUGGAGCACCCAAACGUUGAGGAAGAGUCCCUCUAUCAGUGUCUACUGAUACACGAGAGAUGCAUGGGCUCUUCUAACAGCUACAACUGGGUAUUCCUGGCAGGGAUGAAGAUGUACCAGCGCAAGCACUACAGUGAGGCGGAGGAGCUGUGGAAGAGAGCAAUGGGGCUCCAUUACGAGAUAGCUACACAGAACGUGGGUCUCAAAUACUGGCAGCACGACCUCAAGGGAACAAUGGAGUACAUGAUACAGUUUGGAUCAGCCAUCGAGGGAAUGGUUAAGAAUGGCUACCAACCAAUGUGGGAGGAAUAUGUCGAUUAUGCACUACAGCAACUCAAGAUGGGCAUAUUGACUUCACUGCACACAAAUAUAUUAGAUGCAUCUACAGGCAUACUUAAAGUCUACUACGCCUUAUUGCAGAUAUUCUCCUGUUGGAUAUCAAAGGAAUGCAGCAGGUCUUAUGUGCUCUCCUCCUCUACGGUCCCACUGAAGUGCUCCGACUCACUCAACAGAGCUGGACAAACUUUUGUAGACACAGCGAGUGUCCUCACACAGAGCAAUCUCCUCCACCUUGCCAUAUAUCCUUCAGCUAGUCUCAGGAUAAGAUGGCAGACGUCGUCACGUCUCCCUCUUCUCAUCCAGGCUCUGCUCAACUGGGGCGCCAUCAAUUCCAUUGAUGAGCUUGAUCAUCACGGCAACAGACCCAUCCAUGUUGCUGUGAGACUACCGGACAAGGAGAGUCGAGAAGCAAUAGUUUCCGUUCUGGUUCAAAACGGCGUUCACUCCGAUGCGCUCAAUAAAGAUGGGAAGACCCCAAGGCAAGUAUUUGGAGUAUCUUAUCCACAGCAGUCUCUACCACAUAUCACUGACACACCGUCAAGACUUAAGUGUCUCUCGGCCAGUGCUCUUAUUAAUGGAGGGGUUCCUUAUAAUGUGGAAGAUGUGUCGGGACAGCUCCUUAAGUUCAUUCAAUUGCACGAUUUGAAGUACAUACAAAGCCUAACAGUCCAGCAAUGGAUAACUCUGCCUCGGUUUUAGAACCUUUUGGGGUUUUGAAAUGACUUAUUUAAUUACUGGAGUCCAUUAUUAAAUAAUUAGAACUUUAUCUAAAUUUCACACACUCUA